GUUUACCUUAUUCCAAGAUGUCUGCUCAAUCCACGUGUUAAUUAUAGAUCGUCAAUGUUGUUGUUUACAGAGCUAAGAAGUCAAACUAUCUCAAAAACAGGUUUAUCCAUAUAAACUACCGAAUAGAAUUAUGGCCACAUAGCUAAACCCUCACUAAAGAGGUGAAGUGUGAGUGGACAGUUGAUCACUGGCUGUCCCUUCCUCCUCCCCCGAACAUGGAUCUCCUACCCCGGAGUCACACAGAGUUUGUGUCGGAGGAAUACUGGGACAAGUUCUACAAGAAGAGAGGAGCUAAAGCCUUUGAGUGGUAUGGAGAAUACCCGGAGCUGUGUGGAGUUUUAGGGAAGUAUGUGCGGCCCAAGGACAAGGUGCUGAUGGUCGGUUGUGGCAACUCCAGACUCAGCGAGGACAUGUAUGACGUGGGCUACACCAACAUUGUCAACAUCGACAUCAGUGACACCGUCAUACGACAAAUGACGGACAAGAACAGAAAGCAGCGUCCCAACAUGGCCUUCCACCGGAUGGAUGUCACAGAGACAACAUUUUCUGAUGGCGAGUUUUCGGUCGCGUUGGACAAGGGCACCCUGGAUGCCCUGAUGGCUGACAGCAGUGAUGCGGUUGUGGCUACUGUUGACAAGAUGUUCGCGGAGCUGAGUCGUGUGUUGAGACUUGGGGGCCGUUACAUCUGCAUAUCCUUGCUCCAGGAACAUAUCGCAAACAAACUCUUCUCCUACUUCGCACAGUUGGGGUGGCCGGUGCGUGUCCACCGGGUUGAGAAGGAGCCCUCACAGGAUGACCCAGACUUCACACUGCCCGCCUUUGUCAUCAUACUCACCAAGUUCAAGAAGAUGCCAAACAUGUGUCCAAUUCUAGAGGUGUGCAACGCUGUGGACAAGAUGGACCGCUAUGAGUAUGUGCAGGGGAUGAAGACUGUCGUCAAGGAGAUGCAGUAUUAUGCAGUUGUCAAGCAUCAGAUAUCAACGAAAAAUGUGGGUGGGGACCAGCCUUCCCUGUGUCUGUACAGCAGCGAGUCAAGUGAACCGCGGUACACGCUGUAUGUCGUAGACAGGCCACACAAGACGGCUCAACAGUUUGCAGUAUUCAUCGUACCACAGGGCAGGGAAACUGACUGGCUGUUUUGCCAACCUGCAGGACGCAAACAGUUGGCGGACAGUGCUGGGUCCGACAGACUUGUUGUCGUAACACUACACCGGUCACAUUGUUACACAGAUAUCGAGUCCGUCAAGGAGGAACUUUCAGGCAAAGUGAUGGAGUUGACACCACCAAACUUCAAGCGAGGAUCUCAGGUUCCGUUCCUGUCUCUGGGGGAGGACAUCGGACACAGACACUCGUAUGCCCAGGGGACCAGCGAAAUGAACGGGAAGUAUGUGGUUGAGGACCUGGAGACGGAGGAUGGACAGUUUUACCGGCGUCUCAUCUUCCUCGACACGUCAAACAUAGUUCAGUCCGAGGCCAAGCUGGUUGAAAAGUCUGAGAAUAAAGGCAGCCUGAAGGUAUACGAUGCAUCCAAGUUGACCCUGGACGAGAGUUUCUUGGGCUGUCAGCAUCAUAUGGCCAUGGUAGGGAGUCUGGCGUUCCUCCCCCAACCUACAGACAGGGAGAUGUCUGUGUUGCUGAUUGGCCUGGGCGGAGGGGGCUUGUGCAGCUUCAUCCACCAUCACUUCCACAAGGUGAGACAGGAUGUGGUGGACUUUGACCCCGAUGUGUUGGAUGUGGCUGAGAAGCAUUUCUUCCUCAAGCAGGAUGACCGUCUCCAAGUCCACAUAGCUGAUGGUCUGGAGUUUAUACACAAGGCAGCAGAAGCAGGGCGCCAGUACGAUGUGGUGAUGUUUGACGUGGACAGCAAGGACCGGUCAGUCGGCAUCAGCUGUCCGCCAGUGAUGUUCCUCGAGGAGGCCUUCCUGCAGGAGACAGCAUCCAUCAUCCGUGACAAGGGAGUGUUUGCUCUGAAUCUGGUCGCUAGGGAUGACAUCUUGAAGAAGAAUAUCUUGGCUCGUAUCAAGAAGCUGUUUGGCCGAGUGCUGUCGGUACACAUUGAUGAUGAAGUGAAUGAGAUUGUCUUCUGUCUGCGGGGACAAGAUGACGGAGAACAGUUGGUGGCAGACGCCAAGUCAGUGGCUGCGACCCUCAACAAGGUCAUCAAGGUGACGUCUGCUGCGACUGAAGUUGAUAUUAGUGAGGCUCUAGAAACAUUAUCCCUGGUCGAUGAAAGUAAACUGUGACACCGAAUACGGGGAUAGGUUCUUGUGACAUUUCUUCCAUGUGGAACAUGAGAGGCCCAGUGGUUUAGGUCGCUGCAGUUUGAUGCAGAGUUAUGUCCCUUAUAUGGUCAGCUGUGUGUUCAAACAUCAGAUUAGACCUGAUUAUCUGUGGUAGUCAACAUAACAGAACUAAGUAUUGAUCUACAUAGGACAUCGUGCUAAAGUUCACGGAACGUGGUAGAGAUCUUCAAAGGACAUGGUAGAGAUCUUCACAUGUCAUGGUAGAGAUCUUCAUGGGACAUGGUGUAGAUCUUCACAGGAUAUGGUGUAGAUCUUCACAGGAUAUGGUGUAGAUCUUCACAGGGUUAUGGUGUAGAUCUUCACAGGACAUGGUGUAGAUCUUCACAGGACAUGGUAGAGAUCUUCACAGGACAUCGUGCUAGAGUUCACCGGAUGUGGUGUAGAUCUUCACAGGAUAUGGUGUAGAUCUUCACAGGACAUGGUAGAGAUCUUCACAGGACAUGGUAGAGAUCUUCACAGGACAUGGUAGAGAUCUUCACAGGACAUCGUGCUAGAGUUCACCGGAUGUGGUGUAGAUCUUCACAGGACAUGGUGUAGAUCUUCACAGGACAUGGUAGAGAUCUUCACAGGACAUGGUAGAGAUCUUCACAGGACAUCGUGCUAGAGUUCACCGGAUGUGGUGUAGAUCUUCACAGGACAUGGUGUAGAUCUUCACAGGACAUGGUAGAGAUCUUCACAGGACAUGGUAGAGAUCUUCACAGGACAUCGUGCUAGAGUUCACCGGACGUGGUGUAGAUCUUCACAGGACAUGGUAGAGAUCUUCACAGGACAUGGUAGAGAUUUUCACAGGACAUGGUGUUAAAAGUUAAUCCCCAUGUUUAAAGGCGAAGGUUAACCCCCAAAUCUAUAUGUACAGAACUAAUUUUUGAAAACAUUAACUAACCACUGUAAUUACAUUGAAAUGCACAGGAUUAAGUUUACAAUAAUAAAAGGCAAUACAAUGGGUGGAGCAGGCACAUGCUCCGUUCUUAAAUCCAGGAAACAGUUUUGGAAGCAAGAAGAAAAGUAGGCGUUUUCCGAUGGGUAUACCAUCCAUUCUGGGAAAGUAGAUAAGAUGCAAGACAGGUCAUAGAAGGAAGGCCUUGAAUCGCCCUUGUCUCGCUCUUAUAGAACCAACCAGAUGCUGCUACCUUGAAUCCUCUCAAACCAUAGAGGUAGUCUGUCCCGGAAGUUGAUAACUGUUCACAAGUUCCUGUACCAGGAGGGUGUCAAAUGCUUGGAUGCAGUUUGGACUGUAAACAAACUACAACCAAGGGAGGUCACUCCAUAAUACUAGAUAUCAAGGUCACUUCCACAACUUGAUAUUAUAUGGGUGCCUUAAUCAAAUUUCUGCCACUUUCAAUCAACAGAACUGGCACAUGACAAAAGACAUGAGAUCUUCACAGGACAUGGUACAUGGAGUUAGUCGCAACAUACUGUGGGUUCCACCAAAGUGGUAAACGUUCAUCUUGACCUGCAUCAAUUGGUCUUGCCUCUCCCACAUUAAGCUGACACACAGUGAUGUAACUGAAAUACAUAAUGUUCCCAUAGAUGGCUGGAAUUUUGCCCCCUAAAAAAAAUUAAAAAAUAUGAAAAUAAAACUUAUUCAUUGACAUUAAUACAGUUGUUCCCUGCAUCAACUUAAGAGAUCUCACGGUUCUGCCUCCAGGAGUCCUGUACUUGCCCAAUAUGUAAUAAAUAAAUUAUUCUUU
Haliotis rufescens (red abalone) is the source of this 3994-nucleotide messenger RNA. RefSeq names its product eEF1A lysine and N-terminal methyltransferase-like. The transcript has 14 exons. The coding region runs from base 216 to 2243 and encodes 675 amino acids. The record is from RefSeq and is a predicted model, not a curated record. NCBI's taxonomy places the organism in Eukaryota, Metazoa, Mollusca, Gastropoda, Lepetellida, Haliotidae.